CUUCGGAAUCUGAAGCGCUGAUCUCUCUCUCUCUCUCUCUCUCUCUCUCUCGUCCUCGGCCUUCGCCUGCUCGCAGAUCUGGUGGGGGUUCUGGGAAAACCCUAAUGCGGGUUCUCCGACUCGGCGUCUGAGCUGAGCGAGGGCUUCUUCCCAGCUGCGAAAUGCGCGGCCUGGCCUGGCCGGACGACCACCCGGGAAGCUUCCCCAAGAGGGAGCCGGCCGAGGACGCCGCGGAGAGGCCGCUGGCGAACGGCGACGUGUACCGCGGGGGGUUCGCGGGGGGGGCGCCGCAGGGGCGGGGGAAGUACGUGUGGGCGGACGGGUGCAUGUACGAGGGGGAGUGGCGGCGGGGCAAGGCGGCCGGGAAGGGGCGGUUCUCGUGGCCGUCGGGCGCCACCUUCGAGGGCGAGUUCCGAUCGGGGCGGAUGGAGGGCUUCGGCACCUUCACGGGGCCCGACGGGGCCACCUACCGCGGCGCCUGGGUCGCGGAUCGCAAGCACGGCUACGGCGCCAAGCACUACGCCAACGGGGACUACUACGAGGGCACGUGGCGCCGCAACGCGCAGGAGGGGCAGUGGCGCAACGGCAACCAGUACAUCGGGGAGUGGCGCGCCGGCGUCAUCUCCGGCCGCGGCGUCCUCAUCUGGGCCAACGGCAACCGCUACGACGGCCUCUGGGAGGGCGGCGUCCCCAAGGGCAGCGGCGUCUUCACCUGGCCCGACGGCAGCUGCUACGUCGGCACCUGGUCCAGGGCCGGCGGCGUCUGCGGCACCUUCUACCCCCCCGCCGCCGCCGCCUCCUCCGCCCUCUCCAGUAACCGAAAGCGCUCCUCCUCCGUCGACGCCGCGCCCGCCCCCCCCUCUUCCACCCUCCUGCGCGCCCGCUGCAGCCCCGCACUGCAGCGCACCCGGUCCAGCCGGUUCUGGUUCUCCCCUGCAGAGUCGAAGAAGCCGGGCCAGAUGAUUUCCAAGGGCCACAGGAACUACGAGCUCAUGCUCAACCUCCAACUGGGUAUCAGUUACUCUGUGGGAAAGACGGCAUCGCUGCCGAUGCGAGAGCUGACCCUGCCGGAUUUCGAUCCGAGGGAGAAAUUCUGGACGAGGUUCCCGCCGGAGGGAUCCAAGGUUACUCCCCCGCAUCAAUCUCCAGAGUUUCGGUGGAAAGAUUACUGCCCCAUGGUGUUCAGGCACCUGAGAAAGUUGUUUUCGGUGGAUCCGGCGGAUUACAUGCUAGCGAUUUGUGGAAACGAUGCUCUAAGGGAGUUGUCCUCGCCGGGCAAGAGUGGCAGUAUCUUCUACCUUACUCAGGAUGAUCGGUUCAUGAUUAAGACUGUGAAGAAGUCUGAAGUGAAGGUGCUUAUUAGGAUGCUACAUAGCUACUAUCAGCAUGUAUGCCGAUACCAUAACACUCUAGUAACAAAGUUCUAUGGCGUUCACUGCGUGAAGCCAAUUGGUGGUCAGAAGGUCCGCUUCAUAGUAAUGGGCAAUUUAUUCUGCUCAGAGUACCGAAUCCAUCGGCGUUUUGAUCUUAAAGGCUCCUCCCACGGUCGGACAACAGAUAAGGUGGAUGGAGAAAUCGAUGAGACCACCACACUCAAGGACCUUGACCUUGACUUUGUAUUCCAUUUGCAAAGAUAUUGGUACAAAAAGCUUCUAGAACAAAUCACGAGGGAUUGCGAGUUCUUGGAAUCGGAGGGAAUCAUGGAUUACAGUCUCUUGGUGGGAAUUCACUUUCGUGACGAUAAUUCUGCUACUAAGAUGGGCCUGCCAUCUGCUAUUGCUUCUCCAAAAUUUUCCGGAAAGAGAGAAUCAUUUCAAGGUGGUGGGGGCUUCUUCGAGUAUGAUAUUGAUCGAGUCCUUGAUGGCCAAAAGCCAAUGAGUAGAUUGGGUGCGAACAUGCCAGCUAGGGCAGAGCAUGCAUCGAGGAGGAGCGAGUUCGAACCACUGGUCCUAACAGGAGGAGGGUUCUUGACCCCGAACCAAAGCAGCGGAAGCCAUGAAGUAAUCCUCUUCUUUGGGAUAAUCGACAUCCUUCAAGACUAUGACAUUAGUAAGAAGCUCGAGCACGCCUACAAGUCCUUGCAGGUCGACCCCAAUUCCAUUUCUGCAGUGGACCCGAAGCUCUAUUCUAGAAGGUUCCAAGAUUUCAUCGGCAGAGUCUUCAUCGAGGAUGACGGAUAAUGCAAAGGAGAGGAUCAAGAGAUCUGAUUGAGGGAGGAGCGGGCGAGAGCGCGGAUAAGAUUUAAUUUUUGAAGGCUGGCUGGCUGGCUGGCUGGCUGGCUGGCUUUGUGAGAUGAUGGGGAGAAAAAGAAACAAUUUUCUUUGAUUGGUGGAAAGCAAGCAAUCAGAUGGAAGCCCCCCCCCCUUUCUCCUUUCUGGAGGGAGGGUAUCACCACGCAUUGACUGAUUGGAGGAAAGACCCUCGAAUUUUCUACAAUUGGUUGGGGUGGAGGCUGAAUUUUGGAGCUCAGCCGUGGGGGAGGUGUUUGUUUGUUGUAUAUGCUGGAUUUGGUGAGGGAGAGAAUUGGUUGGUUUUCCCUUCUUUUAAUUAGGUUUUUCUUUUUCUUUUUCUUUUUCUUUUUUUUUCUUUUUUAUUAAGUUUUUCCCCUUCUUUCCUUUGUUUUUCUCAUUUUGUUAGGUAAGAGGGGAAGGGACAGUGAGUCUUUAGUUUUCUUCUUUCUUUUUUUUUUUUUUAAUUUUUGUUGAAAAGAGAAAAGGAUUUUGAAGGAUGUAUUGGGGGGAGGGGGCUAUGGAAUAAUAACGGAUAUGUACAGAUA
Molecule: messenger RNA, 2776 nt
Organism: Ananas comosus (pineapple)
Lineage: Eukaryota; Viridiplantae; Streptophyta; Magnoliopsida; Poales; Bromeliaceae
Product: phosphatidylinositol 4-phosphate 5-kinase 1-like
Biological process (GO): phosphatidylinositol metabolic process
Molecular function (GO): 1-phosphatidylinositol-4-phosphate 5-kinase activity; ATP binding
Source: RefSeq, a predicted model, not a curated record